AUUUUCUUUACAGGAAGUAUCGGAUUCAUAGCUUCUCAUUCUUUAUAUAAAGGAAUUAGGUUUGCACUUGAUAUGCUCAGUUCCUUACAGCACCACUACCCAUCUCUCAUUGAUCCUUAUUCUUCUUAUUUUCAUUUUUAAGUUUCAACCUUCCGAAAUGAAUCCUAAUUCUAUGAUUCAGCCUCAAGAUGAUUCCGAAAUGAAUCCUAAUUCUAUGAUUCAGCCUCAAGAUGAAGACGAUUAUGAUUAUCAAGAGGCUGCCGGGUUCCGCGAGUUUGUAAUGGAAGACAAAUGGGAAGAAGUUAUAAAAAAAUACGAAGAACAUGUAUUUUUUCACAGGAGAAGAAUAAAGGGAAGAGGAACAGCAUUACAUGUAGCAGUGAGUAAUGCCAACGAAGACAUUGUAAAACGUCUUGUAGAUGCAAUAGUAAAGCAUGAUGAUCAAAGUGGUUUUGAAAUAAAGACUGAAAGAGGUGAUACUCCUCUUCAUCUUGCAGCAUAUAGAGGAUUCAAAAGUAUGUGUGAAUGUAUCAUUGGAAAAAAUGGUGAAAGGAAGCAUUUGAUUCAAGUAAACAAUGCAAAGGGAGAAACACCACUUUUUUGUGCUGUGCUUGCACGCCAUAAAAAGACCUUUAUUUAUCUACAUCAGUUUUUCACAAAUGAUCUCAAUAUUGCUAUCAAUAAAGAUCGUGAUAACAUCCUUCACGUUGCAAUUCAUAGAGAAAUGUUCGGUAUGGCAAAUAUAAUAAUGUAUUUGUACCCAAUUUUUCGCUCUACGAAGGACAAAGAUGGAGUCUCUCCUUUUGAAAUUCUUGCUACUAGGACAUCAGCUUUUGAGAGUAGUAAAAAUCAGCUAUCAUGGUGGAGGAAAAUUCUUUACAACUGCUGUGUUUCUGUCAAAGUCACAGAUCCAAGAACUAGAAUUAAAUUAUACGAUGAUGUUGAAGACGUUGCAGACCAAGAGAAAGGUGAUCAAAGAAUACCAUUAUACAAUGUUGAUGAAUUAGAAAAAGCAGGCAAAGUACAACAUACUCUUGCUCGACUAGAUUUUACUGCUAAAAUUUUAUGUUCCUGGGUUCAAAUGUCUGUAUUCACCAUAUGGCAUAUCCUGUUUUCAUCACCAAGAAAAAGAUGGUCUACUCAGUCAUUGUUGGGGGCAAUAAAGAGGGUUAAGAAGAACCACAUAUGCGGUAGCCAGCUCUUGGAAGCAUUUAUGAAAGAUCCUUAUGAAUCAUACAUGUGUGGUGGGGUAAAUCCCUUUGAUUACGGAGCACAUGAUGAAGAAAUAAAAGAGAAAAAUGAUAGUGUUGAAAAUUUCUGGCUUGAUCAACAGAAAGAUAAGGAUUCAGAAAGUAAAUCAAAACAAGAGAGAGAAGAAAAUCAAAAAUUGGAAGAUUCAGCAAAAAAUGUUGAAAAAGAUACGAUAUAUUUGGCAGUAGCAAGAAGUGGUGUCACUGAAAUUAUGGAUGAGCUUAAUUCAAAAGUAAAGGCAUCUGACAAGAAAGGCUUAUUACUUGUAGCAAUGAAGGAAUUAGAAGCAAAGAAAAGUGACACAAAUGAUACAGCAUAUUUGCGUGCAGCAAAACAUGGCAUAACCGAAAUCAUGCUUGCACUUGAAUCUAAUCUAAAAAGUGUGAUCCAUGAAACUAACUCUGACAACGAAAAUGCAUUACUUAUAGCAGUGAAAUAUAGACAGCCACAAGUUGUUGAAGGGUUGUGGAAGAGGCUUUCUAUGGAAACCUUUCAGAGCAUAAAUCAACAAGUUGAUAUCAAUGAAAACACCAUUUUACACUUAGCAGCAUUUACAGUAGCAAACAACGAAAACACUGCUUGGAGGAUAUCUGGUGCGGCCAUGCAAAUGAUGUGGGACAUCAAGUGGUACAAGUACAUUAAAAGACUAGUACCAGACCAUUACCAUCAUAGAAGCAACAAAGAAGGAAAAACCCCAGGUGAAAUCUUUAAGGAGGAACACAAAGAACUUCUACAAAGCAGCAUUGAGUGGUUGAAAGACACAUCAGAGUCAUGCUCAGUUGUAGCAGCACUCGUCGCAGGCGUCUCCUUUGCUACAUCAGGCAGUGUCCCUGGAGGCAAUGACCAAUCAGGGAAACCAAAUUUCGAAGGACAGCCUGCAUUUGAAGUAUUCUCGAUAUGUUCAUUAAUUGGACUUUACUUCUCGGUCACUGCACUAAUCAUGUUCCUUUCUAUACUCACUUCUCGAAAACAAGUCGAAGACUUCAAUAGAAACUUGCCAUUGAAACUUCUUUUUGGGUUAAGUUCUCUCUUCGUAGCCAUUGUUGCCAUGUUCAUUUCUUUCAUUGCUGGACACUACUUUGUGCUCACAGAUAAAUAUACCAAGAGUGGUAUCUUGUUCUAUUUAUAUAUUGCCAUUUGCUUGCCUAUCACAUUCUAUGGAGUUGUCCAGUUUCCAUUAUAUCUUGAUCUUGUCAAAGUUACUUGGAGGAAGGUGCCACCACCAAGUAUCAAGGGUGUUAAGCUGUAAAGGUGUUUAUUUUAUUGUAUUGCUUUGUGGAUUGAAACUCAUGAGUUUGGUUUGUACUUUUUUCUUUGACUCAUAGUUUGUUUUGUACUUGAGUAAUGUGUUGUGUGUUUAUUAUGUUUAGAGUACUGAUAUGAUUGUCUUGUAAUUUGACUAUGUUUGUAUCAUUAUAAGGUGUGAUAAGGAUUAUAUGAAGUUUCUACUGGUUCAUCCCCUAUCUCAUAUCUAAA
Molecule: messenger RNA, 2727 nt
Organism: Medicago truncatula (barrel medic)
Lineage: Eukaryota; Viridiplantae; Streptophyta; Magnoliopsida; Fabales; Fabaceae
Exons: 8
Coding region: 158-2500 (780 amino acids)
Cellular component (GO): membrane
Molecular function (GO): protein binding
Source: RefSeq, a predicted model, not a curated record